CCGCCCAUUCCAGGCUGGGCCCUAACCCGGGUUGAUGCGCCCGCGCCCGCCGCGCCUAUAAAGACCCUGCGCCCGCCGCCUCCGUCGUUCUUCCAUCUCCAUCACCUCUUCUAGCUUCCCUGCUCUUCUAUACCACAACAACCACAAUGUCUUCUGGAGGAAAAUCUGGCGGAAAGGCUGCGUCCGGCGCCAAGUCGUCGCAGUCCCGCUCUGCUAAGGCCGGUCUCGCCUUCCCUGUCGGUCGUGUCCACAGACUCUUGCGCAAGGGCAACUACGCCCAGCGUGUCGGUGCCGGUGCUCCUGUCUACCUCGCCGCCGUCCUUGAGUACUUGGCCGCUGAAAUUCUUGAGUUGGCCGGUAACGCCGCCCGUGACAACAAGAAGACUCGUAUCAUCCCCCGUCAUCUCCAGCUCGCCAUCCGAAAUGAUGAGGAGUUGAACAAGCUUCUUGGUCACGUCACCAUCGCCCAGGGUGGUGUCUUGCCCAACAUCCACCAGAACCUGCUCCCCAAGAAGUCUGGCAAGCCCGGCAAGGGCCCCAGCCAGGAGUUGUAAAUUGGCAGGUCGUGUUGUCGUCUAUUGUAUCACUAUUUUCGUCAUUUGUUUUCGCUGUUCGGAUGCUAUAGUAAAGGUUAACAUCGAUACCGUGUGAUUUGCUGUUUUUGUUUGGGACUGGUUUAUGUAAUGGUAAUUACAUUGUAUAUUAGAUUUCUCGGCGGUUGUGUAAUGAUAUUUUAUCAAUUCUA
Messenger RNA from Myxozyma melibiosi, 745 nucleotides. RefSeq names its product histone-fold-containing protein. The transcript is spliced from 3 exons. Gene Ontology annotation, biological process: heterochromatin formation. The coding region runs from base 147 to 554 and encodes 135 amino acids. Gene Ontology annotation, molecular function: structural constituent of chromatin; DNA binding; protein heterodimerization activity. NCBI's taxonomy places the organism in Eukaryota, Fungi, Ascomycota, Lipomycetes, Lipomycetales, Lipomycetaceae. Gene Ontology annotation, cellular component: chromatin; nucleosome. The record is from RefSeq and is a predicted model, not a curated record.